AUGCGCCUCGCGUGGACGCGGCGGCGGGGGUGGACCGACUUUUUGGUCUGCUCCAACCUCCUGUACGCGGUUAUUGGAGGCGCGUAUGCCGAAAAGGGCAUGCCGUUCCGAGGCGCCCUCCUCGUCGCCUCCGGCGCCACCAGCUUCGCCUACCAUUCCUCUGGAGAGCAGUUUGCUAGCACUGCAGAUCAAGUGGUCCUGGUGACGGCCGCGCUCUAUUUCAAGUACGUCGUCCAGAGCCCGAGUCCGAAGGGAGAGGGCUACUGGGCUCCGCACUGCGCGUGGCACCUGCUGGUGGCGAUGGGCCAGGCGCUUUGCGUGGCCGCUCUGCCGUACUCAGAGCUCUCGUGCCAAUGCGCAGACACGACGUAA
Emiliania huxleyi CCMP1516 is the source of this 372-nucleotide messenger RNA. RefSeq lists its product as hypothetical. NCBI's taxonomy places the organism in Eukaryota, Haptophyta, Isochrysidales, Noelaerhabdaceae. The record is from RefSeq and is a predicted model, not a curated record. The transcript has 3 exons. Bases 1 to 372 code for a protein of 123 amino acids.